CUCACCAGCAACCACCAUCCGCUAGCUACUUUAGCAUCAAGCUGGAUAAAAAGCUAACAUCCAGAAACACAGAAGUACCCGUUCACCCUCCCUGGUUAUGAAUUCCGCUUGAAUUUACUGAAGUUACCAGACGUCCAAGUGACUAACUUGAAGGCCUGGUCGAAGAUGCAGUUUAUGCUGUUGUUCAGCCGGCAGGGAAAGCUGCGGUUACAGAAAUGGUAUGUUCCUCUGUCUGACAAGGAGAGGAAGAAGAUCUCCAGAGACCUGGUGCAGACCAUCCUGGCCAGGAAGCCCAAGAUGUGCAGCUUCUUGGAGUGGAGGGACCUCAAGAUUGUGUAUAAAAGAUAUGCAAGCCUGUAUUUCUGCUGUGCGGUAGAGGAUCAGGAUAAUGAGCUUAUCACCCUGGAGAUCAUCCAUAGAUAUGUGGAGCUGCUGGACAAAUAUUUUGGCAGUGUGUGUGAGCUGGAUAUAAUCUUCAACUUUGAAAAGGCCUACUUCAUCCUGGAUGAGUUCCUGCUGGGCGGAGAGGCUCAGGAGACAUCCAAGAAGAACGUGCUGAAGGCUAUCGAGCAGGCUGACCUGCUGCAGGAGGAGGCCGAGGCACCACGGAGUGUUUUAGAGGAAAUUGGGCUGACAUAAAUCAUCGUGCUGCUGCCUCAUUCUUUCUCCCAGAUGCAGAACUGGCAACCUCCAUGUCUCUAUCCUGUCUUCUGUUCACUGUGUCAGUGUUGUAUGUAUAUAAUCACCAUCUGUGUACUUUAUUAUUCUGUAUUGUAUCCUGUAAUGUCCUUUCAAUGUGGUGCCAACUGUGGUUUUAAUGUGUCUCCUAUGUACAAGUUCCUUCGCUGUGUCCUGCAGUAUUUACCGUACGUCACUCCCCGAACUUCUUAGAAACUCCACAGAGAACAAUGUAGCACCGACAUUAAAAACUCCAGCAUCAUAUUGGGAUCAUCGUUCCCCACCGAUAGCAGUUGUUUGUGCUGUUUGGCCUGAAGUACUUUUUUAAGGUGCUACUGUAGCCACAGUUGGUGCUUCUCAUGUGUUACCAUCACAUGGCUAAGAAUCCAAAUCCAAUUAUAGAUAAACGAAUACUCAUCGAUCUUUGAAAAAAAAUCCAGACGGUCAGUUGACAUACCUUACAGCUCCUCUAAAGGUAUUUUCAGAAUUCUCACACUCUUCAACCAAUAUAGAUUAAAAAAAUAUUGUCUGCAACAAAAUGUUUUUUUUUAAAUCCAGGUCCUUGUGCUUUUUGCAACAGCAGAAUAUUAUUGCAUGAUUUGGAACUACAUGCUAGAAAGAAUUAACUAUGUAACAGUGUUACUAAUAAUCAGAGUUUAGGUUGGGCUUAUGUACAAAUUGAGUAAAGACAUUUUGUUUGAAUUGGAAAAAUCCUACCAAGGGAAACAGGUUAAAUCCUUUUUUUUAAUGUGUAUCCAGAUUGUUUUGGUCUUUGAGGACUGUACCUUCAGAACAGCAUUAAGUGUUGCUAAACGACCUUGUUUUUUCAGAUCCAUGAUUUAAAUGUAAUGAUAAUACAUGAGUGGGGAUCACUGAUGCUGCUACAAUCACUUGUAUAUGGGUAAAUUCAACCCACCAGUUCAGUAAUACGUAACAAUUAACUCAUAAUCAUCAUCAGUGUGUACGUUAAAUAGGUUUGUACAAGUUUGUGUUUUGGUGAUUCCUCUCCAGAAUUGAACCAGCUGUUUAAACUGAUUGUUUACCUUUGCGAAACAUUGGUGGUUUCUGUGUAAUUGGCGUCAUGUUUUCUAAACUGUCAGUUUGUCUUAAUUUUUCCUUUUCUUUUGAUAGAUGAUUUAUUUUCCUCACAAAAACAUUUAACAUUAAAGUUUGACCUCUGGAGAUAAAUCUUAGGUCAGUCCCUCCCCUAGUCCUUAGUCAGGAUAGGAUAGUGACCCAAAUAAAAAAAAAUAAUUAAAAAACUAUUUUAUGUGUAUAUAUAAAACUUUGGCUUACUCUUAAAGACUAACAUAUGACCAAAGAACACUGUGUUUUACCUUCUCAAUGGUGUCUAUAGAAGGCUAACAUGGCAGCAAAGGGAUUUUAACAGCAGGUUGUUGAACAAAAUAAAAUGUAUGUAGGAGUUAUUUGGCUACAGUAUACCAGUAUUAACGCAAUUAUUCCAAUCCACUUAAAGACAGGUCUAUCAUGGGUUUCUUUAUGGAUUAGGAGCGUAAGAAGAUGAACUGCACAUAUCAGGGUACAUCAUUAAUAUUCAUCUGUCAGCUUGAUCAAUUGCCAGCAAGAUGCAGGAAAACAAGCAAACAACCUACGAAUAGAUGCUCAUCCCGAACUGUAUGGCAGUCAGUUUUUCUAUCUGCAUUCUCAAGAUCACAGGACUUUUUGUUGUACAUCGAUAAUUAUUAAACAGGUUCAUGUUUGAUUUGUGCAAGAGACAUUACUUUUUGUAUUAAACACUGCCAGCACAUUUACCAACACAUUUUCUUUAUAUAUGAAAGGUAUUAACAAUAAAUGUAUUGAAAAGAAAA
This is a messenger RNA of Stegastes partitus (bicolor damselfish), 2507 nucleotides long. Its product is annotated as adaptor related protein complex 1 subunit sigma 2. Gene Ontology annotation, biological process: vesicle-mediated transport; intracellular protein transport. The record is from RefSeq and is a predicted model, not a curated record. Bases 166 to 639 code for a protein of 157 amino acids. NCBI's taxonomy places the organism in Eukaryota, Metazoa, Chordata, Actinopteri, Pomacentridae. Gene Ontology annotation, cellular component: AP-1 adaptor complex; membrane coat. Gene Ontology annotation, molecular function: clathrin-cargo adaptor activity. The transcript is spliced from 5 exons.